AUGGUCACAUGGAGCGAAGAAAGUAGCAAAUAUUCUUGUUGUUCCCGCUUCAGAUACACCUCAAUAGAAGCAUCUUUUAAAAGUUUUUUGGCGGCAGAAAAGAACACACGCGAGGAGGAGCGCGAGUGGGUGGAAUCUAACGGUGGGCCUGCACUUACGACAACCCUAGCAAGUGAGUGUGUCGAAGAGAAGGGAGAGCCACUCGACCUUCCAUCUUCAUCUCACGACACGUGCCGAUACGAUGUGUCGCGCACGUGGGGCACCCUGGGACCCACCUCACUUGUCCAACCCCGCUACUCAUUAGUGCGUUUCAAAAUCCCUAACGUGGCUUCAUCUCAACCGCUCUUUCUCUUCAGGCAAUAUGCGAGGAUCAACCCUCGAGGAGCUGUCAUGAAAGGCAGCAAAGGGGAUGUUUGUAGAAAGCAAAAAAGACUACUGCGAUGA
This is a messenger RNA of Sphenostylis stenocarpa, 444 nucleotides long. The record is from the annotation of a GenBank genome assembly. Lineage: Eukaryota; Viridiplantae; Streptophyta; Magnoliopsida; Fabales; Fabaceae.